AUGCCAGCCAAGGGAGGAGGGAAUGCAAAGAAGGAAUCGGGACGCGCCAAGAAAGCGGCCAACGAGGACAAGAAAGCUGUCGAGGCGGCGGCUCGUGCUGAAGCAGCCGAAGCUGCACGAUGGGACGAUCCUGCUGGUGGGCGCGGUAAAACGGCUGCUGAAAAGAAAGCCGACAAAGCAGCCGAAGCUGCACGCAAAGCGGAAGAGAAACGUCGACUAGAAGCUGAAGAUGACGCUUCUACGCCUACCGCCCCGGCCAAAUCAGCUAACAAGGGGAAAGGAGCGCCCAAAAAGUCAGCGCUCAAAUCGGGCGGGGCUACUGGCAUCGAUUCGGCCAUCGCAUCUUUCUCGGCCAGCAACCUCGAUGACGCGCUGGACGCCAUGUCGCUCGUCAAUGAGAAGAGCGAUAGCGCGAGCAAAGGUGCGGCUGCUGGAGCCAUUGAAAGACACCCAGAGCGAAGGUUCAAAGCCGCAUUCGAAGCAUACAAGGAAAGAGAGCUCCCAAGGAUCAAGGAGGAACACAAAGGAUUGAGGCUGCAACAGUACCACGAUCUACUGUACAAGCAGUUCCAGAAGCAUCCCGACAACCCAUUCAACCAGCUCAGCGUAGCGUACGAUGCCAGCAAAGAGGAAAAGCUCGCGGCACUGGAGAGCAAGCGCAGUCAGACCGAGAAGCGACUUCGCGAUGCUUAG
Messenger RNA from Mycosarcoma maydis (corn smut), 693 nucleotides. RefSeq lists its product as uncharacterized. The transcript is spliced from 2 exons. NCBI's taxonomy places the organism in Eukaryota, Fungi, Basidiomycota, Ustilaginomycetes, Ustilaginales. Gene Ontology annotation, cellular component: nucleus. Gene Ontology annotation, molecular function: transcription coactivator activity. The record is from RefSeq and is a predicted model, not a curated record. Bases 1 to 693 code for a protein of 230 amino acids. Gene Ontology annotation, biological process: transcription by RNA polymerase II.